Messenger RNA from Xenia sp. Carnegie-2017, 1757 nucleotides. Its product is annotated as tektin-B1-like. Gene Ontology annotation, biological process: cilium movement involved in cell motility; cilium assembly. Lineage: Eukaryota; Metazoa; Cnidaria; Anthozoa; Malacalcyonacea; Xeniidae. The transcript is spliced from 6 exons. The record is from RefSeq and is a predicted model, not a curated record. Gene Ontology annotation, cellular component: nucleus; microtubule cytoskeleton.
UACCAACAAGGACUUCAUUCAUUUACCAACAACGGUUAUUGGCAUUACUUCGUAAAAAUACAAAAACAAGAAAUACAGAAAUGGCUACGACAACACAAAACACGGAUAAAUUUCCACCAAGAUACAGUAUGUCCGAUUGGCAUCAAUCAAACGUCUUGGUUCGCACAACAGCUCAAAGAUUGCGCGAUUCUUCUCACCGUAUCCGACAAGAAGGUCGUUGGCUAAGAAAUGAAAGCGAUAAUCACACAAGAUGGACUCAACACGACAGCGAUACUCGUAUGGAAGAAAGAAUAGACGAUGUGAACACCUGGAAGAAAGCGCUUGAAAAAUGCCUCAACGAUACAGACGAAGAAAUUCGAUGCUUGGAACGUGAAAAAGAACGAUGUGAACGCGCUUUGGAAGCAAAGAAGGUUCCGUUGGACAUUGCAUUAGAAUGUUUAAUGCUACGAGAGCAGAGAAUCGGAAUUGACCUUGUCAGGGAUCCUGUAGAAGCUAACUUAGGAAAGGAAGUUGAGGUAAUCGAGGGAUGUAAAGCACUACUUCAACAGAAGAUCAAUGAAGCUUCAGAACAAUUGUGUUUACUUCAAGAAGCUCGUCAGCAGGUGUUCCGCGACCUUACUGAUAAAAACAUCGCGUUUGAUAUAGACGGUGAAUGCUUAACUUUAAGUAACAGCUCAGCCAACAUCUGUUUCCAUCCCGAUCCAACUAGAACUGUGAAGGGAAGCGUUACACCUGAGACCUGGGACCAAUUCUCCAAUUACAACAAACUGCGAGCUGAGGCAGAGAUGCAGUCAUCACAACGACUGCGAGAGGCCAUUUUUACCACAAUACAGAAAACGGCAAACGACUUAGAAGCACAAAGACAGGCAACGGAAUUCAGUUACAGAAAACGUAUUCAUGAAACGGAACAAACAAAAAACGAACUGGAAUGGCAACAGAAAACGUAAACCAAGCAAGAAAUUGAAACUCUCGAAGGUGAUAUACUGCAAAUAAAACAAGCCAUUGAAGCGAAAAAAGCACCAAUGAUGGUUGCCCAAACAAGACUGGAAAACCGCACAUAUCGCCCUAACGUUGAGCUUUGUCGCGAUGCAGCACAAUACCAACUUUGUCACGAAGUUCGUGAGAUUGAGGGAACAGUGAAGGCUCUCGUUGAGAAAUUACAAGAAGCACAGAAUGCUCACAAUUCUCUGACUGACAACCUUCGACAUAUAGAAGAUGACCUGGGCGUUAAGGUCAAUUCACUGACAUUGGACAACAGAUGCAUGAGUUCACGACAGAAGUUAAAGGAGACCCCACAAGAUAUGACACGCAUGGAACUUUUUACGCCAUUGAAAACCGAAGGUCAUUUAAACCAUAAACCAGCCACACCCAUGACAACCACGGUGGAUACCGCUGCCCAAGAGAAUGCAGUGACGGGUCCAAUGACAGUGACGGGUCCAAUGACAGUGACGGGCCCAAUGACAGUGACGGGUCCAAUGACAAUGACGGGUCCAAUGACAAUGACGGGUCCAAUGACAGCGCCAGGGAUGACUCCACAAAGUAAUAUAAAUAGAACACCAUUGCUGACAAACUAACUUUUAUUAGCGGGAAUUUUGAAGAGUGAAGACUGACAAGAUGCUCAGUUAAAACUUUAAGUCCACAUUUACUCCUAGUAGCCUCAAUAGAUUAAUCAUGGAUAAAUGGUAUUUAAUAUCAGAAUAUAAGCAUUUAAUACGUAUGCAGAAUUUACUAUCUGAAAGAAAUGAUUUUGUUUUUUA